This is a messenger RNA of Haemonchus placei, 597 nucleotides long. The record is from the annotation of a GenBank genome assembly. Lineage: Eukaryota; Metazoa; Nematoda; Chromadorea; Rhabditida; Trichostrongylidae.
AUUUGCGAAGAACAUCGCCAAGGUGCUUUCUUACCGACUCAUAUGACAUGUCAGGUGACCGGUCGACCAUGUUGUAUCCAGAUGCAAGGACAGUGCCGCAUCGCAACACGAGAAUACUGCAAUUUCGUCAAAGGUCAUUUUCAUGAGAACGCUACCCUGUGCAGUCAGGUUAAUUGCUUCUCCGAUAUUUGUGGUAUGCUCCCGUUUGUACGAAAAGAUUAUCCAGAUCAAUUCUAUCGCAUGUUGUUUUCGCUAUUUCUUCACGCUGGCAUUAUCCACGUCGCUUUCACGGUUUUCGUUCAAAUGUGGUUGAUGGUUGAUCUUGAGAUGUUGAUAGGAUGGAAAAGGAUGGCGAUUCUCUAUAUAGGGUCUGGCAUCGGAGGAAAUAUUGCCAGUGCUAUCUUUGUUCCGUACAGUGUGAGUGACUUAUUCACCGCUUAUAUACACACCAGUCGGGCCGCCCGGCUAACGCCAGGCUUUCCUCCUUCUUAUGAUGUCGCGCGGCUUCGCCGGGCGGUCCUCGUUCCUGUAAGAAACUUGCUAAAUAACUCUUCACAUUCUCCUUUUACUUUGGAAGCUCUUCACCCUCAGUGUUAG